Molecule: messenger RNA, 1818 nt
Organism: Fusarium coffeatum
Lineage: Eukaryota; Fungi; Ascomycota; Sordariomycetes; Hypocreales; Nectriaceae
Exons: 4
Coding region: 1-1818 (605 amino acids)
Biological process (GO): carbohydrate metabolic process
Molecular function (GO): phosphotransferase activity, alcohol group as acceptor; kinase activity
Source: RefSeq, a predicted model, not a curated record
AUGGAUAGACCUCCUCAAGUUUUGGAUCACUACAUCGGUGUCGAUGUCGGUACUGGUUCUGCUCGAGCCUGCAUUAUUGAUGAGACUGGAGACAUCAAGGCUUUAGCUUCGGAGAACAUCAAGCUAUGGCAGCCUGAGAAUGGCUACUACGAACAAUCUACUACAGACAUCUGGCAGUGCAUCUGCGAAUGUGUCCGCCGUGUGGUCAGCGAGUCCACUGUCAACCCCUCCAGCAUCAAGGGAAUUGGCUUCGAUGCCACCUGCUCUCUUGCUGUCUUCACUCACGAUACCGACGAGCCCCUCCCUGUUACCGGUCCUGAUUUCACAAACGAUGGCAACGAUCGUAAUGUCAUCUUGUGGCUUGACCAUAGACCUGUCGAAGAGACCGAGAAGAUCAACAACACCAACCACAAGCUCCUCAAGUACGUUGGUGGAAAGAUGAGCAUCGAGAUGGAGAUGCCCAAAGUUCUUUGGCUCAAGAACCACAUGCCUCCAGAGCUGUUCGAGCGAGCAAAGUUCUACGACCUUGCAGAUGCUCUCACCCACUUGGCUACUGGUAACGAGACUCGCAGCUACUGCAGUGUUGUUUGCAAGCAGGGUUACGUUCCUGUUGGCGUCGACGGCAGUGUCAAGGGUUGGCAAGAGGACUUCUACCACGACAUUGGUCUAGGUGACCUGACCAAAGAUGAUUUCAAGCAGAUGGGUGGUGUCAACGGGGUGAACGGAACAUAUGUCAGUGCAGGUGAGCCCGUGGGCACCCUGAGUCGAUUAGCCGCCAACCAACUCGGCCUCCCUAUGGGCAUCCCCGUGGGAAGCGGCGUCAUUGACGCAUACGCAGGCUGGAUUGGAACCGUAGGCGCUAAGGUCGACCUUGGUGACGACGAGCUCAACGCUGCUGUACCACACAAUGAUCUCGCCCAAGCUUUCACUCGUCUGGCUGCCGUCGCCGGAACCUCGACAUGCCACUUGGCUCUGUCCAGAGAACCCGUUUUUGUUCCUGGUGUUUGGGGUCCAUACCGUGAUGUUCUCCUUCCCGAGUUCUGGAUGGCUGAGGGUGGUCAAUCUGCAACUGGAGAGCUUCUACGACACAUGCUUGACAUCCACCCCGCUUACAAUGAGACAUGCGCCCUGGCCAAGGCUGAGGACAAGCACAUCUACGACUUCCUCAACGCUCACCUUGAACUCAUGAAGGAGAAGCAUAGUGCUCCUUCAAUCUCGUACUUGGGACGCCAUCACUUCUUCUACGGCGACCUGUGGGGCAAUCGCUCACCCAUCGCUGAUCCCAAGAUGAAGGGUAGCAUGAUUGGCUUGGAUAGCGACAAGAGCACCGACAAUAUGGCUCUAUGGUACUAUGCCACAAUGGAGUUCAUCGCCAUGCAGACACGACAAAUCGUCGAGCAGAUGAACAACGCCGGCCAUGAGAUCUCUUCCAUCUUCAUGUCUGGUUCUCAAUGCCAGAACCCCGUCCUCAUGAACCUCCUGGCCACUGCCUGCGGCAUGCCUGUCUUGAUCCCACGAUACGUCAACGCUGCUGUCGUUCACGGAGCUGCCAUGCUUGGCGCAAAGGCAGCCAGCCACAGCAAGGAGGACGGAAGUGAGCCCGAGUCUCUCUGGAGCAUCAUGGAUCGCAUGAGCAAGCGAGGUCGACUGGUCGAUCCCAGCACUGAUGAGGAUGAGAAGGCGCUUCUGGAUGCCAAGUACGAGGUCUUCUUGGACAUGUGCAAGACCCAGCAAGACUACCGAAACAAGAUUGAUAAGGCUACCUCCAAGAAGGCCCGUAUGAACGGUACCGUUAAUGGCGCUGUCAACGGCGCUUAG